This is a messenger RNA of Phytomonas sp. EM1, 1638 nucleotides long. The record is from the annotation of a GenBank genome assembly. NCBI's taxonomy places the organism in Eukaryota, Euglenozoa, Kinetoplastea, Trypanosomatida, Trypanosomatidae.
AUGCUUCCCUCCACCUCUUCGCAGGUGCUGUUUGAGAACCCUUCCGAGGCGUGCGGGCUGCAUACGAUAACACCCUGCUGCGCCAUCGACGUGCAAGGCUUGUACAUCGAAUUAGGUGCUUCUCAGUGCCCUCACAGGGAUCGUGAGAACGCUUUGCGUACACUUGAAGAUCUCUAUGAUGUUGUUAACACCCAUCGCGAAGUAUUGGCGGGCUCGGAGUCCCUACAGACAGGGAUACCCAUUUCUAAAACACAACACGCACUUCAAAACACACUGGAAUAUGUGCGAUGUGCUAUAGCCCAUCUCUCUGGUACAGAUGACAAGGGUAGACCUUCCGAUGACGUCGUACCACAUGGCGAGAGGGAGGUUGCUGCGGUUUUUCGAAACGACGUUCAACAACUUUCUGAGGCAUUACGACAGCAGAACUAUAUUCGCUUCAGUGCAGCGUCAGGAAGCUUAGCAGAUGCGAAUCGUCAUGCGAUGGAGAAGUGCCCUCUCAUCGCCGCCUGUCUCAGCCCGGGCUUGUUCUCCAUUAGUUGCGGGAUCCAGGCAGCCGCUGUCGCGCUCGCCUGCGGCUUUCCACACGCUGUCUGGUUUCCCGCACCAGAGGUGUCCUUCUCAGCGCUUUGGUUAAUUGCCAUGCUGAGGAAGGCUUUGGUGGGUCAGAAGUGGGAAAGCGCGCCGUCGCAUGAGCUAGCUGGCGAACUAUCACAAGGAGUGGAUUCCCUUCGUUUUCACAUCAUGAUCGUAUCCGAACCGAUUGAGAGCAUUUCAACUGCAUCGCAGUGCCUGCUUAUCGAAACCUCCCCCCCGCGCGCCCCUGCGGCGCUCGUUCCCAUCACCUAUGGGUACACCCCGGGCUCUGUGGCGGAGCUCAGUGGUCGCCUUCGCGGUGCCGUCGCGGUCCGCCGACCCGCCGAGGAAGGGGUGGGGCGGUCCCCCCCCGACGACCCCCCUCCCCUUACCCUUUCCAUCCCCACCCUGCAGCUCUCUACCCCAAACGUCGUCGUCGUGAUGCCCACGACGGCGUCAGAGGGGCUCUUCACACACGCCCUGGCGGCGCCGUCGGGACCACGGACAGCUACCCCACUGCGCGCCCCUCUGGCCUUCGCCCCGGCCCCCGCGCUACCUCGCCUCUUUCGAGGGCUCCUCCGCGACGCCCCGCUUCGCGUCGGCCACAGCCUCGACCCCAGCCUCCGUGACGUGGGUGGCCCCCUCAGCUCAGCCGCCCACGUGGCAGUGGUGAAGGCAGUCCUGCAAGAGGCCGUUGGCGGCGGAGGCACCCCUUCUUUCCCGCCCUGGGCGCAGGUCGGCGGGGGGUUCGACCUCCCCCUCACCACAACGCGUGCGGGGGGGUAUUACUUCGUGCCGGGGGUCCUCUGCGCCCCGACACGGAUUUCCCUCCGGCGGGAUCCUUUAGCGGCAGCCACAGACCCCAUCAAAGAAGUGCGGGCGCAGGUUAGGGCAGUGUGCCACACCGUCGCCACGCUCAUUGAUCCGCUGGAGCGACGAUUUGGUGGGACCUAUGGUGGGGUCUGCUUUAUGUGCGCCUACGACACCGAGGUAUCGAAUAGCAUCGUCGAAUGUGUCACAACGGUGGCCGAGGAAAUGGGCUGGGGCGUUCUGACUAUACAGUAA